This is a messenger RNA of Didymodactylos carnosus, 1819 nucleotides long. The record is from the annotation of a GenBank genome assembly. Lineage: Eukaryota; Metazoa; Rotifera; Eurotatoria; Philodinida; Philodinidae.
AUGAUGAGCUUGAAUCCGCGGUCUGUUUGCCUCGAAGUUAGCUUGUUUUGUUCCCGCGAAUGUGAAAGAAACGUCUUCCAGUCUGUGGAAUUACGCAUAUUUGUAACUGUUGUAGAGCGAUGUUUCUUAUGUGAAGCGUACGAAAUACCAUCAUUACAUAUAAUAAAUAUUCGAGUUCGCCCGACAGGUGAUACAUGCACGAAAGUCGGUUUGAAUUCGUCGCCUGAGCAUUACUAUCUUAUAUUUGACGGACAUGAACUGAACAUCAAUAAUACGAUCCGAGAAUCGGGUAUAAUCAAUGUCACAGAGAAUUCUAAUCAUAAUUACCCAGAACUACGAUUAAAAUUUUUAUAUCAACUCCAAGAAUCCAGUCAUAUUGCCGCACACGUUGUGCUUACCUCACCUGAAGAACUCGUUUACCGUGAAGUUUUCGAGAUACCCGAUUCACCAACAAAACAAGACAUUAUGCCUGAUUUUUUAAAGCCAUUGAUUGAACAAACCUGUAAACAUAAAUCGCAAUCUUCAGCAUUCUCGUCAAAAUUAAUUUCAAUGCCCGUCUUUACAAAACAAGUUCUUGAUGAAUUGCCAUCUGUACAUAUAAGUGUACCACUAAAACCAAAUGAAUUUGAUUGGAAUGAAUUUUUGCAAUACCUGGCCAUCGAUCUCGAAAUUGACAAAAAUGACAUGUUUUUAAUGAGUGCACAAGAAGGAAGCACGAAAUAUGAAAUCAAGUUCAAGGCUAUAAUUUCAAUGUCUCCGCAAAAAAUGAAGAAAAUUUCUGAGAAAAUUAGUUUGAUCGUUUUACCAACUAGCAAAAGUGCUGAGUUUAUCGCUCAACAAAAGUUAUCCGAUGAUAUUAAAGAAAUUCCGAAAACUGAAGCAAAAUUGUCCAAUUUUUCUGAAAAUCAAAGUUCAUUCUCGUCCGAAAAUUUGACGGACGAUGAUAUCGAUACAGCUCUUGAACUUAUGCAACGACCAGCAAUUAUUGAUCCACAAGUUUGGAAAUAUCUCAGAGAAAAGAGUCGUAAGAUUAGCGGUGCCAUUCUUCAUGCUUUUCAAAGAUCACUAGUCGAAUAUGUUAUUGAGAGUAUGUUACUUGUUCAAAAUGAAGAGCUUUAUGACAAAUAUAUUAAAUGUGCGGUUCAUGGUGAAGAAAUGGUACUUUUCCAUGGAACGAAGAGUGCUAAUAUGGAUGGUAUAUUUGAUAUGAAUUUUAAAAAUCUACAUACGACCGACUCAGGUUGGUAUGGUCAAGGAAUAUAUUUCAGUAGUUCACCUGAAUAUUGUGUUACCUAUGCGGAAAAAUCGUCUGGAAGCAGCAUCAUGUACUUAAUAUGCAGCCUUGUAAAAGUGGGUAACUCACAUACUGUCAAAGAUAUGUUCUAUGAGGGAAAACCGAUGCAUGCCGGCUCGGACUCUCAUUAUGUGAAAGUCGAUGCAAAAGGCUAUCCAACUAAAGCAGACAACUCCUUUUUCGAGGAGUUUGUUAUCAAAAAGAGUGACCAAAUUCUUCCACUCUACAUUGUCGGUCUACGCAAAGUUCAUCGAUUUGUUCUCUGGCGCGAUGUCAAAAUUACCAAUAGUGAAAACAAUGCUCUAUUCGCACGGAUGAAAGAACGUUACAAUUUUAAUAUUUACGGAAGCGAAACAUCGACUGAUGCACUGGCUAUCUUGAAGUGCAAGCUAGACGAUCCGAAGAUGCAAUGUGUGAUAGCAACGAAUGGAACCGAUGACGGUGAAGACUUCGUACGUGAAUGUCGAAAGAUGCAGCCAUCGGUACCAAUUAUUGUCUACUGCAUGAAUGUUAGUUAUCAUCGAG